AUGGCUGUCAAACGUAUGCUCUUUAUACUAUGUUCCCUGCAUGUGGAAUGUACAGUGAGUCAGUCUGUUUCGGUCACUGUUGCUACGGACAAGGCAAUAGCAACAAUAGAUGACCAUUUUGUUGGAGUGACCUUUGAGUCAACAAUGCUGCCAAUAUCAGCUAAUUGGUAUGGACUUGAUUUCGGCUCGCCCAAGGUGCAGACGUUGGCAAAAGCAUUGUCUCCGUGCUACCUGAGGAUAGGCGGAACACCUGGAGACUUCAUGACCUUUGACCCAACAGGUCAUGGUGGUACAAGUCCUAACGCUACUUACACUGGAUGGGACCUGGUGUUUGGCCUCAAUGUCCUGAAGCGGAAGGACGGACAACGGGACCCUACAAACGCCCAAGAACUGAUGAAGUAUAGCCAUGACAGGAACUACAAGAUACCCGAAUUUGAACUCGGAAAUGAACCAUCAUCUUUCCCUAAACCCUUCACCGACACUAUAUCUGGAGCACAGCUUGGACGAGACUGUCUCCCGGAAUAUCUGGUUAUGGACGGUCUGAUAACUGACAUCAACAUAGCGCGUAACGUCACCAACCUCUCCAACCCCGACACGCCCCUGUGGCUCGGGGAGACAUCGUCCUUCUAUGGAGGUGGAACUCCUGGUGUGUCAGACAGAUAUGUAGCAGGCUUUCUAUGGUUAGACAAGCUCGGGAUUGCUGCACGUAUGGGACUUAAAGGAGUGUUAAGACAAUCGUACUUUGGGAAAAACUAUUCUCUCAUCGAGAUGAACACGUUUGAACCUUAUCCGGACUACUGGCUGACGUUGCUCUACAAGAGACUGGUCGGGUUCAAGGUCUUAUCUGUGCAGACCAACUCAACCAACAGUUUCAGAGUCUACGCCCACUGUGCAAAACAGGAAAAUCUCUACAGAUAUAAACCAGGCAGCGUUGUAGCUUAUAUCGUCAACGUCAACAACUUCACCACCGCCGUCACCUUCCCUCAGUUCAAAACUAAUAUGGAUGUCUUCUGGCUUCAACCAGCGUUUCCAGAUCUUACUUCUAGGAAUGUGACUCUUAAUGGUAAACGACUGGAUUAUGUGAACGACACCAUCCCCGAAAUGCCCCCUGAGCGAGCGUAUGGUGGGAGCCUCCAGCUACCAGCCACAACCUUCGGAUUCGUUGUGUUCCCUGAUGCUGGUGUGGGCAUCUGCAAGUGA
Haliotis rubra (blacklip abalone) is the source of this 1200-nucleotide messenger RNA. Its product is annotated as heparanase-like. The transcript is spliced from 9 exons. The coding region runs from base 1 to 1200 and encodes 399 amino acids. Gene Ontology annotation, cellular component: extracellular matrix; membrane. The record is from RefSeq and is a predicted model, not a curated record. NCBI's taxonomy places the organism in Eukaryota, Metazoa, Mollusca, Gastropoda, Lepetellida, Haliotidae. Gene Ontology annotation, molecular function: hydrolase activity, acting on glycosyl bonds.